Molecule: messenger RNA, 939 nt
Organism: Penicillium malachiteum
Lineage: Eukaryota; Fungi; Ascomycota; Eurotiomycetes; Eurotiales; Aspergillaceae
Product: phytanoyl-CoA dioxygenase family protein
Exons: 1
Coding region: 1-939 (312 amino acids)
Source: RefSeq, a predicted model, not a curated record
AUGUCCGGCCUCACAGAAGCCCAAGUAGCUUCCUUCCACGAGAACGGCUACUUAGUUCUCCCUGAGUACCUCAGCUCCACGGAAGUCACCUCCCUCCUCACAGAGACAAACACUCUGUUAAACGACUUCGAUCUGGACACGCACCCAUUGACCCAAUUUACAACUGGCGACGACGACACAACCGAUCAUGUGGGCGACGACUACUUCCUAAGCUCCGGCGACAAGAUCCGAUUCUUCUUCGAGCCCAAUGCGUUCACCCAAGAACCCGAUCCCUUGACCGGUCGUGCGGCUCUACUGAAGCCAAAGAACCUCGCUGUUAACAAGAUCGGUCACUCAUUGCACAGCCUUUCCGAGCCCUUCAAGGCCGUCUCGCUGAAUGAGCGCAAUGCCGCUGUUGCACGCUCAUUGGGUUUCGUCGAUCCUCGCGUUCUGCAGAGUAUGCUUAUCUGUAAACAGCCCUCAAUUGGUGGUGCUGUGCCCUCCCACCAGGAUUCUGAGUUCUUGUAUACCGACCCGCCUUCUGCUGUUGGUUGGUGGUAUGCGCUUCAGGAUGCGGGACCUGGAAACGGGACGUUGGGAAUGAUUAAGGGAUCGCAUAAGGGAGCGAAGGGCGGUCACAUUAAGAGACGGUUUGUGAGGAAGAGUGGAGGUGUGCCUGGAACAGAGUUUAUUGAGAAUCAGGGACCCAGCUUGCCCAAGGGUAUGGAUGAGGAGAAGGUUUCUGACCCGACUGAGGAGGACCUGGAGAUUUUGAAUGUUGAGGCGGGUUCGUUGGUGCUUAUUCAUGGAAACGUCUUGCAUAAGAGUGAGAAGAACACUAGCGAGCGUAGUCGCUAUGCUUAUACCUUCCAUGUUAUUGAGGGCGCAGAUGGGUGGAAGUAUGAUGAGCGGAAUUGGUUGCAGCCUCCUAAGGAGGGUUUCUCAAAGCUGUUUCAAUGA